This is a messenger RNA of Oryza sativa Japonica Group (Japanese rice), 1502 nucleotides long. Lineage: Eukaryota; Viridiplantae; Streptophyta; Magnoliopsida; Poales; Poaceae. The record is from RefSeq and is a predicted model, not a curated record.
AGGAGAAAGAGAGAAAAAAUGCAGGUCUCCUCCUACCUCCGGCGAGCCCUCCGCCGUCCACCCUUCCCCGCCGGUGAUGCCAACCACCGGCGGCUCUCCUCGGCCCCCGCGCCGAAGCCCGAAGCACCGGCGGAGGCGAUGCCACCUCCGCCGAUGCCGACGCGGCCGUGGGGGGAGGCGCUGGCCGCGGCGCAGCGCGCCUUCUGCCUGCCGCUCGCGGGGCGCGUCCUCGCCGCCGCGGGGACCGGGAACGCGGCCGUGUCCGCCCCCGCCGUCCACGUCUCCCUGGCGCUCGCCGCGGGCGGCGCGCGGGGCGCCACGCGGAGGCAGGUGCUCCAGGCGCUCGGCUGCGGCGGCGGCGGCAGGGGCGGCGCCGCCGACGCGGCCAACGUGGCGUCCCGCGUCGUGAAGCGCGUCCUCAGGGACCGGUCCACCUCCGGCGGCCCGCGGCUGGCGUUCGCGGGCGGCGUCUGGGCCGACGCAUCGAGGAGUCUCUCGCCGGAGUUCGUGGGACUCGCCGGCAAUGUGUACGGCUCUGCGGCGAAGAAGGCCGAUUUCAAGAACAAGCCGGAAGAUGCUCCUGAUCAAAUUAAUUCGUGGGUCAAAGAUUCCACAAAAGGUACUGUUACAACACUUCUGCCUGCUGGAACAAUCGACCAGAAUACAGGACUUGUUCUUGGGAGUGCACUGUACUUUAGGGGCAGAUGGCUGGAUAGAGAUGAUUUGCGGAGGACUACUGAACAAAAGUUCUACUGCCUGGAUGGAACAUCUGUCGAAGUCCCAUUUGUGGAAUAUGACAGAACACGUCUUUUUGCCGUCCAUGAUAACUUUAAAGUUAUUAAGCUUCCUUACAAGCAAGGAAAGAAUGAAAGGAAGUUUUCCAUGUACAUUUUCCUCCCUGAUGAUCAUGAUGGCUUGUUUGAAUUAACCCAGAAGAUUUUCUCUGAACCAAUGUUCCUAGAACAACAUUUACCAACAGAGAAAUGCCAUGUGGGUAUCUCGGUGCCCAACUUUAAAAUAUCUUUCCAGAUCGAUGUAAAGGAUUUUCUGAAAGAUAUGGGGCUUGAACUACCUUUCCUCCGGGAAGCUGAAUUCUCUGACAUGAUCAAGGAAGAUGACUCAAGUGGUCCUCUGUUUCUGUCUGAUGUACUUCAUAAAGCGGUUUUGGAGGUUGAUCAAAAAGGAAUUGAAGAAACUUCAGUAUCAAUGGGCUUGGGCAAGCCUUUGCCAGCACAACACUUCAAGGCCGACCAUCCGUUCUUCUUCAUGAUUAGGGAGGAGGUCUCUGGAACAGUAAUAUUCAUGGGGCAUGUGCUUGACCCUUCAUCACGGACAUAGCAUCAGGUUGUAGUCUUUUAUCACCUGUUUGCACUAAUGUAUUGGAGUAUCUCUAUCAUUGCUAGUCUGCCUGGCAGAAGUUUUGGUACAUGAGUAUUUAUUUUUCUCACUUUUUGUAACACACUGGCAAAAAUUAAAAAAAAAGUAUGCCGUUUGAAUGCUUU